UUGUCAGCCUGGGAGAGUCCAGCUCCAACUUGAGAGGAACGCUGCCGUUUUCUGUCCCUCACCUUGUGUUUCCUUCCUUUUGGGCCAAACCUGCCCCCAAGGCAAAGCCAGGCAGGAGCUCUGGUGCUUUCUUUCCAUCAGGGGCAGCUUUCCAGAAGGCACCUGAGCGAAAAUAGCAGGAAUCAGGUCAGGCAGACGCAGGAUCACAGCAACUAUGGCUUCAGAAUUCAUGGUAAAUUUAAAGGAGGAGGUGACCUGUCCCAUCUGUCUGGACCUGAUGGUGGAACCCGUGAGUGCAGAUUGUGGUCACAGCUUCUGCCGAGCCUGCAUCACACUGAACUAUGAGUCCAGCAAAAGCAAAGAGGAAGAGUUCAUCUGUCCUGUGUGCCGAGUUAGUUACCUGUUUGGGAAUCUGAGGCCUAAUCGACAUGUGGCCAACAUAGUGGAGAGGCUCAAGGGCUUCAAGUCCAGCCCAGAAGAGCAGAAGGUGUUUCACUGUGCAAGGCACGGAGAGAAACUCCAGCUCUUCUGUGAGAAGGACAAGGUGGCCAUCUGCUGGAUUUGUGAGCGAUCUCAGGAGCACCGUGGUCACCAAACAGCUCUCAUUGAGGAGGUGGCCUGUGAGUACAAGGAGAAGCUGCAGGCAGCUCUGCAGAAGCUGAUGGCAGACAAGAAAGAAUCUGAGAACUGGAAAGAUGACCUCCAACAGGAGAGAACUUAUUGGGAGAGUAAAAUACAGAAAGAUGUAGAAAACGUUCAGACAGAGUUUAAACGAAUGGAAGACAUCCUGGACUCUGAGAAGAAGAAUGAAUUGCAGAAGCUGAUGCAAGAAAAGGAAGACAUUAUGAACAGCCUGGCAGAGUCUGAAAAUGAGCAUGCCCAGCAGAGCAAGUUGCUAGGAGACCUCAUCUCAGAUGUGGAGCAUCAGUUGGGGUGCUCAGCCAUGGAAAUGCUGCAGGGAGUAGACAGCAUCAUAAACCGGAGUCAUACUUUCUCGCUGACAAAGCCCAAAACCAUCCCCAAGGAACAAAGAAGAGUGUUCCGAGCCCCCGAUCUGCAAGGCAUGCUGCAAGUGUUGCAAGAGGUCACAGAGGCCCAGCGCUACUGGGUUCGAGUGACACUGGUUGAAAACAACCAUCCAAAAAUUGCCAUUACUGUGGACAAGAAACAAAUACGAUAUGAAGACCAUCAAACAAGAAAUUCAAAAGCUAGGGAUGAAAGCUGUCAUGAAGGCGUCAUGGGACACCCAGCUCUCCAAUCAGGAAAGCAUUACUGGGAAGUAGAUGUGUCUGGAAAAAGUGCCUGGGUCCUGGGAUUAUGUGAUGGAAGUUACCUCUUCAAUCCCAUAUUUCUCUCACACCCAAGUCCAUUAUUUCGUUUGGGUCUUAGUAAUGAUUUACACUAUCAACCUAAAUAUGGGUUCUGGGUUAUAGGGCUGCAGAAAAAGUACGUGUAUAAUGUUUUUGAGGAGUGUUCCCUCACAGGCAAGCCCAGCACCUUGACACUCUCUCUCAUGGUUCCUCCCUGUCGUGUUGGCGUUUUCCUUGACUAUGCAGCUGGCACGCUCUCGUUUUACAAUAUUUCCCACCAUGGGACUCUCAUCUACAGAUUCUGUUCAGUUUCCUUUCCUGACAGGGUUUUUCCAUAUUUUAAUCCUAUGAGGUGUUCAGAGCCAAUGACAGUAUGCUGGCCAGACUCUUAGCCCUCAUGUGUUACUGUGCAGAGCCUUUGGCUCUCCUGCAUGCCUCAUGGGCUUGAGCUCAUGGACACCAUUUUAUCUCCCCUCACCUCGCUUUUUUUCCCUGUCUCUAGUCUUUCUGUGUGAAAGUCUUUCAUUGAUAAAUAGGAUAUAUUCAUUUCUCUGGGCCAUAUUUUUCUCAGGUUUUUUUUUUUUUUUUUUUUUUUUUUUUUUUUUUUUUUCUUGUAAGAUGAGAAUAGUAAAUUUUUUCCCAUAUAGUCAAGGACAAAUGUCUGAGGGCUCACUAUGCAAAAUAACACUGCUGCCAAGUUCUUCUUUUAUUCUUCAUGGCAGGGAUGGAAGCCAAGGCCUUGUGCAUGCUGGGGGGGUACUUCAUCAUUGACUUUUGUCACAUCUCUGUAACUACAUUCUACUCAUCAAUGAAAGAUUAAAGAAAAUUCUUCAACUUGG
Meriones unguiculatus (Mongolian gerbil) is the source of this 2149-nucleotide messenger RNA. Its product is annotated as tripartite motif-containing protein 12A-like. Bases 215 to 1702 code for a protein of 495 amino acids. Lineage: Eukaryota; Metazoa; Chordata; Mammalia; Rodentia; Muridae. The transcript is spliced from 8 exons. The record is from RefSeq and is a predicted model, not a curated record. Gene Ontology annotation, molecular function: protein binding; zinc ion binding.